UCCGUCCCGGGGGGCCAGGGGCGGGGGCCCUGGAAGGAGCGGGAGUUCAAGCCGAGCUGGGACGAGGCUAGGGGUCGGGAGGUGGGGGCAGAAAGCUGGGGCUGACACCCGUGCAUCCGGACUCCGCACUAGCAUCGCCUGUGACAGCGCCCCGGGUCCGGUGGAGGGCAGCGGGGGGAGGAGGGAAGGAGGAGGAGAAGGAGGAGGAGGCGGGAGCAGCAUCCGGAGCUGAGCUGCAGCAGCGCCGCCUUUUGUGCUGCGGCCGCGGAGCCCCCGAGGGCCCUGUGCUCACCAUCAUACCAGGGGGCAGAGGUGAUGGCUUGCCUCCAUGAGACCCGAACACCUUCUCCUUCCUUUGGGGGCUUUGUGUCUACCCUAAGCGAGGCAUCCAUGCGCAAGCUGGACCCAGACACUUCUGACUGCACUCCUGAGAAGGACCUGACACCUACCCAGUGUGUACUUCGAGAUGUGGUACCCCUUGGUGGGCAGGGUGGGGGAGGGCCCAGCCCCUCCCCAGGUGGAGAGCCGCCCCCUGAGCCUUUUGCCAACAGUGUCCUGCAGCUACAUGAGCAGGAUGCAGGGGGCCCAGGGGGAGCAGCUGGGUCACCUGAGAGUCGGGCAUCCAGAGUUCGAGCUGACGAGGUACGGCUGCAGUGCCAGAGUGGCAGUGGCUUCCUUGAGGGUCUCUUUGGCUGUCUGCGCCCUGUCUGGACCAUGAUUGGCAAAGCCUACUCCACUGAGCACAAGCAGCAGCAGGAAGACCUUUGGGAGGUCCCCUUUGAGGAAAUCCUGGACCUGCAGUGGGUGGGCUCAGGGGCCCAGGGUGCUGUCUUCCUGGGGCGCUUCCACGGGGAGGAGGUGGCUGUGAAGAAGGUGCGAGACCUCAAAGAGACCGACAUCAAGCACUUGCGAAAGCUGAAGCACCCCAACAUCAUCACCUUCAAGGGUGUGUGUACCCAGGCUCCCUGCUACUGUAUCCUCAUGGAGUUCUGCGCCCAGGGCCAGCUGUAUGAGGUACUGCGGGCUGGCCGCCCUGUUACCCCCUCCUUACUGGUUGACUGGUCCAUGGGCAUCGCCGGUGGCAUGAACUACCUGCACCUGCACAAGAUUAUCCACAGGGAUCUCAAGUCACCCAACAUGCUAAUCACCUACGACGAUGUGGUGAAGAUCUCAGAUUUUGGCACUUCCAAGGAGCUGAGUGACAAGAGCACCAAGAUGUCCUUUGCAGGGACAGUAGCCUGGAUGGCCCCUGAGGUGAUCCGCAAUGAGCCUGUGUCUGAGAAGGUCGACAUCUGGUCCUUUGGUGUGGUCCUGUGGGAACUGCUGACUGGUGAGAUCCCCUACAAAGAUGUAGAUUCCUCAGCCAUCAUCUGGGGUGUGGGAAGCAAUAGUCUCCAUCUGCCCGUGCCCUCCAGUUGCCCAGAUGGUUUCAAGAUCCUGCUUCGCCAGUGCUGGAACAGCAAACCACGAAAUCGCCCCUCAUUCCGACAGAUCCUGCUACAUCUGGACAUUGCCUCAGCUGAUGUACUCUCCACACCCCAGGAGACUUACUUUAAGUCCCAGGCAGAGUGGCGGGAAGAAGUAAAACUGCACUUUGAAAAGAUUAAGUCAGAAGGGACCUGUCUGCACCGCCUAGAAGAGGAACUGGUGAUGAGGAGGAGGGAGGAGCUCAGACAUGCCCUGGACAUCAGGGAGCACUAUGAAAGGAAGCUGGAGAGAGCCAACAACCUGUAUAUGGAACUUAAUGCCCUCAUGUUGCAGCUGGAACUCAAGGAGAGGGAGCUGCUCAGGCGAGAGCAAGCUUUAGAGCGGAGGUGCCCAGGCCUGCUGAAGCCACACCCUUCCCGGGGCCUCCUGCAUGGAAACACAAUGGAGAAGCUCAUCAAGAAGAGGAAUGUGCCACAGAAGCUGUCACCUCAUAGCAAAAGACCAGAUAUUCUCAAGACGGAGUCUUUGCUCCCUAAACUAGAUGCAGCCCUAAGUGGGGUUGGGCUUCCUGGGUGUCCUAAGGGCCCCCCCUCACCAGGACGGAGUCGCCGUGGCAAGACCCGUCACCGCAAGGCCAGCGCCAAGGGCAGCUGUGGGGAUCUGCCUGGGCUUCGUGCAGCUGUGCCACCCCAUGAACCUGGGGGUCCAGCAAGCCCAGGGGGCCUAGGCGGGGGACCCUCAGCCUGGGAGGCCUGCCCCCCUGCCCUCCGUGGGCUUCAUCAUGACCUCCUGCUCCGCAAAAUGUCUUCAUCGUCCCCAGACCUGCUGUCAGCAGCACUGGGAUCCCGGGGCCGGGGAGCCACAGGGGGAGCUGGGGAUCCUGGCUCACCACCUCCAGCCCGGGGUGACACCCCACCAAGUGAGGGCUCAGCCCCUGGCUCUACCAGCCCAGAUUCACCCGGGGGAGCCAAAGGGGAGCCACCUCCACCAGUAGGACCUGGUGAAGGUGUGGGGCUUCUGGGAACUGGAAGGGAAGGGACCUCGGGCCGGGGAGGAAGCCGGGCUGGGUCCCAGCACUUGACCCCAGCUGCACUGCUGUACAGGGCUGCCGUCACCCGAAGUCAGAAACGUGGCAUCUCAUCAGAAGAGGAGGAGGGAGAGGUGGACAGUGAAGUAGAGCUGACAUCAAGCCAGAGGUGGCCCCAGAGCCUGAACAUGCGCCAGUCACUAUCUACCUUCAGCUCAGAGAAUCCAUCAGAUGGGGAGGAAGGCACAGCUAGUGAACCUUCCCCCAGUGGCACACCUGAAGUUGGCAGCACCAACACUGAUGAGCGGCCAGAUGAGCGGUCUGAUGACAUGUGCUCCCAAGGCUCAGAAAUCCCACUGGACCCACCUCCUUCAGAGGUUAUCCCUGACCCUGAACCCAGCUCCCUGCCCAUUCCACACCAGGAACUUAGAGGAAAGCAGGGCCCUCCCAAUUCUGAGGACUCAGACUGUGACAGCACUGAAUUGGACAACUCCAACAGCGUUGAUGCCUUGCGGCCCCCAGCUUCCCUCCCUCCAUGAAAGCCACUCAUAUUCCGUGUACAUAGAGAAAUAUUUAUAUAAAUGAUAUAUAUAUAUAAAUAUAUAUAUAUGCGCGCCACAUAAUCAACAGAAACAUGGGGCUGUCUCAGCCGUAAGUCGGGCUUGAGGGAGACUGAUCCCCUGACAAUUCACCUGAUAAACUCUAGGGACUUUGGCAGCUGUGGAAAUGAAUGAGGCAUAGCUGUAUAGCUGUGCGUAAGGGCAAACUGGCCCCUUCCUGCCCCACUCCAUUCCUUACAUUCGGCAAGCAACAAGGCAAUAGAAAAGCCAGGCUUGUCUUUAUAUUCUUUAUCCCCAAAUACUGGGGAGAUAGGGGAAUGGGGAGGGUGGGAGGGGCAGGAGAGAAAACACUUAGACUGCACUUUUCUGUUUUCCGUUUACUGUUUACACAUUUUGCACUUGGGAGGAGGGAGACCAAGGCUGGGUCCUCCCCUCUGAAAUUUCUCAGGUGGCAAUGUAACUCAUUUUUUUUGUCCCUCCAUUUAUCUUCUCGGUCCAAGCCCUUAGGGCCCAGGGGGAGGUUAGGAGACUGAUAGCAUGUGAUGGCUCAGGCUGAAGAACUGGGGUGCUGUUUAAGUCCCUGCUUUUAUCCUGGUGCCUGAUUGGGGUGGGGACUGUCAUAUUGUAACCCCUGUGAAAAAUCUUGAAAUAUAACCACUCCAUGCAGGCCCAGCUGUUGAGGGUUUUCUUGAUGAAUGAAUGGGGUACCAUACAUGGUUAAGAUAAAGCCUUGGGCUCAGGACUUUAUCUGAGGUGUUUGGACAAGUUCUGCCCCUCCACUUUUAUGCAUCUGUUCUCAUUAAAUGAAUAUAAUGUCAAGCCCCAACUUUCUAAAAUUAUAGCAAUAAAUGAUAGCAGGUACGUCCUUCUAACUUGUUAUGGAGGACUAUAAAUGAAGUUACUAAGAACAAUAGAGUGAAAUUUUUAGUUUAAAAUAUGCAAGCCUGAACAAGACGACCAACAUUCCCAAGAAACUGGAACCCAGUCAGACACAACCAACUGCUUCCUGUGUAUGCCAUGUAUGUCAUGUCAUUCCUUUCUACCACCCCCCAGUGGAAGUGCUUGCCUACUCCUAGGACAGGUAAGUCCUAGGAAAGUCUAAUCCUCAAUCUUUUGGGCACAAGUUUUCUAAGGGCCAACCAAGUACGAGGUAAGAUAAAAAUCUGAUUAAGGUACACAAAAAAAGAUGGAAGUGGUAAAAGAGAAGAAAAUAUCUUAACUGGAAUAAAGGCUUCUAUUCAAAACUCAAGGAGGGUCCUUUGAGGGAUAAAAGGUACAAAAAUAACAGCAAGACAAGAGGAAUAAAACCCACAUGAAUCACUGUGGCAUCCAGUUUCUAUUCACAAAGAAAAAGCUCCAGUCCAUCUUUUAAUUUUUUUGAAAAAUUCCUGACAUUACAGAACUAAACUGAAAUGUAUUAAUAUUCCACUCUUACAUUUCCAUGACAAACAGAAAAAUUCAUUAGCAAAAAAAAAAAAAAAAAAACCAAAAAAAAAAACAAAAA
Molecule: messenger RNA, 4519 nt
Organism: Callithrix jacchus (white-tufted-ear marmoset)
Lineage: Eukaryota; Metazoa; Chordata; Mammalia; Primates; Cebidae
Gene: MAP3K12
Product: mitogen-activated protein kinase kinase kinase 12
Biological process (GO): JNK cascade; protein autophosphorylation
Cellular component (GO): cytoplasm
Molecular function (GO): ATP binding; MAP kinase kinase kinase activity
Source: RefSeq, a predicted model, not a curated record